GGGUUUCGUAUGGUUCUGAAAUUCACUGUGCUCAGUUGAAUCGGGCUCCUCGUUGGAAUCAGUUGUGCGAUAGAUACGGUCGCGGUCGCGAGUUCGCCGCUUAGUUUGCGGCAGUGUGUUUAACUCUGUGACCUUUUUGCCAUCUAAAGAAAAAUUCUUCCAGAACAUCCAGAAGAAGAGAAUUCUGUGUCUGGGAAGAAGACUUCUUCGUGUGUUCAUUAUUCAAUUAUUUUUUUUUGUUUUUAUAAUUCAACAAACAAUUCUGUAUGCCUCGUUGCAUUUUUUCGUGUGCAACACACCAACUGACAAUUUUUCAAGUUUAACGUGCCAGUGUUAAUUUUAAAAAAAAUUUGACUACCUCGCCUGAUGAUGAUGGUGCAUUUGUAAAUUAGAAUUCUCAGCGACGUCUAUCAACUAGCUAAUUACAUUUAGGCCUAUAUGAGAGUGUUGUACGUACACAUAAUAGCCUAAGGAGCAACGAAAUACCAAUUAAAGUGCAUUAAUUAUACAGCAGAGUGACAUCUUCACAUCUUUUUUUCUGCCAACAACUCAAUACGUUGUGUUGAAAAUUUUCUACUAUGCCAGCAAAAAUGAUGGAGGGCGGAUAUAUCAAUGAAGACUUGGAUCCUGUUGUUGAUUCUGAUGAAGGUGGUCAGCUGAAGACGAAGAACGGGCAGAAGUACGUUGUGAAUCACAAACCGGAAGGUUAUUUCGUCACAAAAGGCUGCAUCGCCCUAAUGGCAUGUGCUACUAUUCUUGCACUCCUGACUGUCUUUCUCCUGACCUACUUCCUCGUUGUACCCAGGUGCGAUGCUUCCACGGAUUCCCCGACAAAUGAAACAGUGAGCUCAGCUAGUAUAUUCAGUCCUUCACGCGGAGGGAAGCCCAAGGAGAAACCCCCACCUGCUGAUGAGGACUUCCAAGAGGAAGAUGAUGGUGCACUCAGUGAUCAAAACUACGAGAGUUUCAACUCGAAAGAGGACAAAAUUCACCUCUACGAAGGAUGGAAUCCCACAAGAUACAGAUUAAUAAUAGAGCCAAAUGUAGAGAGAUCCAUAAACAACGGUAGCGUAUGGAUUGACAUGACCAAUGACCCAAAAGUCCAUGGGAUUCAACCAAUUAUAUUGGACAUUCAUCAGAUUGAUAUAAUUGAUGUGCACGUACUGGAGCUCACGGAAUCCAAUGGGACAGCCCAAGUGCAAAUUGAAACGAAUUCCGACAGCAAUUCAACCCUCUGGAUCUACGUGAAGAAGGAUUUUAGGAAGUACACAACCCCCAUUCGACUGAAGGUAUUUGUGGAGUUCAUUAGCCGGCUGUCGGACACCCUCCAGGGAUUCUAUCAUGUCAACUACAAGGACGAGAUCAGUGGGGAGUCACAAUGGCUGGCUAGCACGCAAUUUUCCCCAAUUGAGGCGCGAAGGUGUUUCCCAUGCAUGGAUAGACCCGACAAGAAGGCCGAAUUUGAGAUUUCAAUUGUGAGACCGUAUGAGAAGAGCAUGGUCCUCUCGAAUAUGCAGCACAUGUUCUCAAACACUCAUCGCCCGGGGUAUGUGCAGGAAGAUUUUGAGGUGACACCGAGAAUGUCAACCUACUUGGUGGCCUUCAUCGUUUCGAAUCUCGUUGAAUCCAACACCACAACUCCAUUAAGUGGUGCACCGCGAAUUCGGGUGUGGUCUCGUCCUGAAAUGUCUGACAUGACGGGCUAUGCUCACAAGCUCGCAACUGACAUCCUACCAUUCUUUGAGCAAUACUUCAAUAUCCAGUACAAACUGCCAAAGAUUGAUUUGGUGGCUGUGCCUGAUUUUGGAUUUAGCGCCAUGGAAAAUUGGGGGCUCAUCUUCUUCAGGGAAUCUGCAAUGCUGGUGCCCGAAGACAAAGAGCGUCGUUCGUCUGCAGAGCAUACGGAGCAUGUUGCGAGUAUUUUAGCGCAUGAGCUGGCUCAUCAGUGGUUUGGGAAUUUGGUGACGAUGAAGUGGUGGUCGGAUUUGUGGCUCAAGGAGGGCUUUGCCAACUACAUGAGCUACCUGGCGUUGGACAAUGUGGAGCCUACGUGGAGAUUGCGGGAGAAUUUUGCCGUCAAUGAGCUUCAGCAUGCAAUGGAUAAAGAUGCUGACACAACAUCCCAUCCAAUUUCCUUUGAAGUGUCCACCCCAUCGGAUAUUCGGAGGAUUUUUGAUCCAAUCUCCUACUCCAAGGGGGCAUCACUUAUACGAAUGAUGAAUAGCUUUUUGGGUGAGGAAGCCUUUCAGAAUGCCGUGAGGUCAUACCUGAAGCGCUUUGAGUACGCAAAUGCCGUGCAGAAUGAUUUGUGGCAGAUUAUGUCGGAGUUUGGGCAUAAAUAUCGCGUUCUACCGCCGGAAUUGAAUGUGAAGAACAUCAUGGAUACGUGGACAAUAAAAGCCGGCUAUCCCAUACUCAGUGUUGUCCGCAAUGGGAGUGACCUCGUCAUCACACAGCAGCGCUACAUGCUGCCUCAGGCGAAGGUACAAGAUAAAUCCCGGUGGUACAUCCCAAUCACGCUCAUCACGAAAUCCUCACCAGCGCACAGUGAAACCCCCUCGUAUUGGAUGACGGAUGAAGAUGAGCAAAUUGUUAUCCCAGACGUGGUCAGGCAGGAUGAGUGGGUGUGCCUCAAUGUUAAUCGUACAGGGUACUAUCGCGUGAAAUACGACUACGAAUCCCUCACUCAGCUGGCCCGGCACUUUGAGCAACUGCCAGAGAUCAAUCGAGCCCAGCUGAUUGAUGAUGCUCUAAAUCUAGCACGAGCUGAGUACGUCACGUACGACAUUGCCCUCACAUUCCUCAUCCGCAUGGGACACAGCUAUACGGAUGUCCUGCCAUGGGCAGCAGCUAUGCGCGGGAUUGAAUACCUCACCGACAUGCUAAUCCGUGAACCUGCCUUUGAUUCAUUCAAAACGGUGAUGCGGCACAUUGUUCUUCCGGCCUUCCAGCACUUGGGAUUCGACGAGAAAGAUGACGAGACUCACGUGCAGCUCCUCCAUAGGGCCAGAGUAGUGCAACUUGCGUGCACAUUUGGUUACGAUCGUUGUACAAAUCGUGCUCAAUUCCUCUUCCGCGAAUGGAUAAGAAUUCCUAAAAUUAACAACAUUAAACCCAACUUGAAGGGCACGGUUUACUGCGUAGCCAUCCGGGAAGGAGGUGUCCACGAGUGGAGAUUUGCGUACAAGCAGUACUUGGAGACAACGAGCGCAUCUGAGAAGGAAGUGCUGCUCAGUGCUCUCGGUUGCACGCGAGAUCCAUCGCUACUCUCCAAAUAUCUCAACAUGACGCUGUACCCUGAGUCGGGGAUUCGUAAACAAGACGGAGCACGUGCCUUCACGGCUGUCGCGAGCAAUAGUGUUGGUUUUGAGAUUGCCUUUGACUUCCUGCAGUCCAACAUUCAGCAGAUAUCAAAAUAUUUCGGCGAUGGUUUCUCCAUUCUCUCAAAAAUGGUCAGUGCAGCAACGACGUACAUGAAUAAGGAGCACCACUUGUCGCAGUUUGAGCGCUUCAUUGCCAAGGCGCGAAAGCUCAACUUGACCCUAAUUGAGAGUAGUGUUAAACUCUCAACGGAACAGGUGAAGAAUAACAUCUUCUGGAGAUCACGAUCGUACUACCAACUACAGGGAUACCUCGAAAAGCUCGUUUCAGACAUGAAUUUGAAUUAGAAAGAAAAAGCUAAAAAUUCAUUUAAUUUAAGCACAAUGAUUAAAGGCAAUGAAGCAUUUUUCUUUCUGAAGAAAAAGAAAAAGAGAGAAUCCUACAAAUUGCUGUUUAUGAUUUUCUAAGAAUGUGUAAGAUGUAAAACGAACAAUUUGUAAUAAUUGUAUUUAUUUUUCUAUAACGAAAAAAAAAACGAAAUCUUUCCACGAGAAAUGGUUUCAUUCUGCCACCAAAUUAUUUUUCUAACUCGUUAUAUAUAUUUUUUAUAUAAUUUUCAUGAGCAAGUCAAUGAAAAAUGAUGAAUAUUUGUAUAAAUUUAUGUCAAUGUGAUUUUCCUUCUUACUAUGUACGAUGUAUUCAAUUUAUAUUAACAAUUAAGACAUUAUAAGAAAAUUUGUAGGGAAAGUGCUAAAUAGUCAUUUGAAAAUUGCAUAAUCGCGGUAUGAAAAUUAUACAGAGGAAACUCGAUGGACGAACAUAAAGUCUUUGCUUGGCUUUUUGAAGGGAAUUUUUCAAAAGAAAAUUUCUUCAUGAAAAUUCUUUUAAAUAUUUGGGUAAUGUUCCUAAUUUUCCUGAAAAUUUUUAGAGACAAAAACGAAAUCAUUAAUUUCAUGAAUUUGGCUUUAUUUUAAAAGAUAAGCAAUUAGCCAUUAAUUGAAGGUCAUUUGCAUAAAGUAAUUUUCAUAUUUUAUUUAAAGAAAAAUUCUUCUGAUAAGACGGAGAAAAACGAAAAUCAAUAUUUGAGUCAUUAAUUAAAUGCCGAUUAAACACUAAAAGGCUAAUUCUGUAGAGACUUUUUUUUUAUUUUAGUAAGAAGUUAGGGCGCUGUUAAAAUUUCAAAAGUCAAUGAAUAUGAUAAGUGAUAAAGAUUUCUAUUUAAUUUUAAGGAUUCAUAAGUCAUAACGCUUAUAGAAAUUACUACAAAAUUGUAUUUUAUUGUAAUAAAUUAUAGAUAAAAAAAAGAAUAAAUUUUAAAUUUAUGUAGCAUAAUAAA
This is a messenger RNA of Lutzomyia longipalpis, 4657 nucleotides long. Its product is annotated as aminopeptidase N. Gene Ontology annotation, biological process: peptide catabolic process; proteolysis. NCBI's taxonomy places the organism in Eukaryota, Metazoa, Arthropoda, Insecta, Diptera, Psychodidae. Gene Ontology annotation, cellular component: cytoplasm. Gene Ontology annotation, molecular function: zinc ion binding; peptide binding; metalloaminopeptidase activity. The transcript is spliced from 13 exons. The coding region runs from base 579 to 3668 and encodes 1029 amino acids. The record is from RefSeq and is a predicted model, not a curated record.